UAGGUAUAUAGCCUAUAUCCGAGUACGGAGUAACACUCCAAAAACGCUCACGGUGCCGGUGCCGAACUCAUAAGCAAAUUGAAUUCCUUUAGAACCUCUGGAAUCUGGAACCUCUCAUAUGUCAUACGCAAAGCUCGAAUUGCAGAAGCUCGUUCCAGGCUGGUGGUCAUCCAUUACAUGCUUGCAUUAGUAGUACGGAAUACCCUAAGAUUUAUGAAGCUGUGUUAGAGAUUCUUUGAGAAGAGAAGAAUGCCUGGCAUACCUCUCGUGGCUCGGGAGACGAUGUAUGGCCAAUCUAGAAAUGGAGAUCAGCCGUGCCGUCAAGAUUCUCUGGUACACUUAUCUGCUGAGGAGGAAAUUGCUGCUGAGGAGAGUCUAUCAGCUUACUGCAAACCUGUAGAGCUUUAUAACAUUCUUCAGCGUCGUGCUAUAAGAAAUCCAUUAUAUCUUCAACGAUGCUUGCAUUACAAAGUAAGAGCAAGGCACCACAAAAGGAUACAAAUGACAGUUUCUCUGUCAGGGACAUCAGAUGAUGGAUUACAAAUUCAAAAUCUGCGUCCUAUGUAUAUCAUAUUGGCUAAGCUGCUAUCUGAUAUACCUAACCUGGAGCACUCUGCAGUUUAUCGCUACACUAAAGCUCGUCUGCUCACGACUCCAAGCACAGAAGAAGGGGGCAGUGUGGCACAAGCAAAUUUUAUUUUACCUGAGAUGAAUAAGCUAGUGAGGGAAGCAAAAUCUGGAUCACUUUUCAUCUUAUUUGUUAGUUAUGCAGAGGCAUAUACUUCGUACGGAUCUGAGACAUCCAGAGAACCUUUGGAUAACGUAUCCCUUUCAUCAAGUGUUGAAAUGUCCUGUUUAUGGGGAAAGAUAUCAAUGGAGUCACUCUUUUUAUCGUGGGAGAAGUUUCCAAAUUUGAAUCGAGGGGAGAGAGUCGAAAUGCUUUCUACAAUUGACUUGCAACCUUGUCUUCUGAAGUCUGGUUUCUUGGGUCAGGAGAAAUGUCUAUCAUUUCAGAUGCCUGAGAGUUCUGCUCACAUGCAUGUGCAAGUGUUAAUUUCUGCUGAAGAGCGAGGGGCAAAAGAAAAAUCACCCUAUUCUCCAUAUACAUAUAACAACAAUCCUGAUACAUCUUCUCAUGUCCUUGGAUUGAGGACCGGCAAUGUAAUUUUCAACUACAGAUACUACCACAAUCAGUUGCAGAGAACUGAAGUGACUGAAGAUUUCUCCUGUCCAUUCUGCUUGGUUAAAUGUGCGAGUUUCAAGGGCCUAAAAUUUCACUUGGUCGCAUCUCAUGAUCUGUUUAACUUUGAAUUCUGGGUGACGGAGGAGUAUCAAGCUGUUAAUGUUUCAGUUAAAACUGAUCUACGGAGAUCCGAGAUUGUUGCAGAUGGAGUUGAUCCGAAGCAGCUAAUUUUUUUCCUCUGCUUCAAAAAGCUAAAGAGGAGAAAAACUAAAUUUCUACUUGAUAAGGCAAAGCAUGUACAACCCAUGACCUUAACUUCUGAUUUGGCAGCUGGAGAAAGUGAUCUUUUGAACAAGGCUGAAGAUGCCUAUUCCAGUAGAAUUGAAAGGGCUCGAAGUUCAAGUGUCAAUGAUUCACGGAACGCUAUCCCAGAUCCAGAUUGCAUUCAGUCUAUUUCAGGAGGCAGUCUUGCUCCCCCCGCAAUGCUCCAGUUUGCAAAGACAAGGAAGCUAUCGAUUGAACGAUCCGAUUUCAGAAAUCGUGCUUUAAUGGAGAAGAGACAGUUCUUUCACUCUCACAGAGCACAACCAAUGUUAUUGGAGCAAGUUUUGUCGGACCAUGAUAGUGAGGAUGAAGUUGAUGAUGAUGUGGCUGAUUUAGAAGAUCGAAGGAUGCUGGAUGAUUUUGUGGAUGUUAGCAAAGAUGAGAAACAAAUUAUGCAUCUUUGGAACUCUUUCGUAAGGAAGCAACGAAUUCUUGCUGACGGUCACAUACCUUGGGCUUGUGAGGCAUUUUCACAAUUGCAUGGACACAACCUUGUCCAAGCUCCUGCUCUAAUUUGGUGUUGGAGAUUAUUUAUGAUCAAAUUGUGGAACCAUGGACUUCUUGACGCACGCUCCAUGAACAAUUGUAGUUUAAUCCUUGAGCGUUGCCAAAAACAGGAGACAACUCCUAUGUAAAAAGCUCUACAGGUAUCGGCAUUGUGCAGUGACAUUUUUGAGCCAGUAAGCUCGUUUGAGUUGUUGCUGACCUUAUGUCAUGGAUUAUAUGAAUUGCCAAAGGAAUCACUGUUUCGAGUAUCAGUUCUGGCUGAACCUUGCACUUCUGGGGUAAAUAGAGGCUUAAAUAUGUCAAGCGCAAAAGAUACGAGCUCUUGCUCUUUUCUCUAACUUCCAUUAUUCAUGAUUAUCUUGAUAACGAUUUACAUGUAAAAAACUAUUGAUUACCUUUGGACGUGUAAUCUUGUUUUGUUUUCUAUCUACUCUCUUAAGAAGUCUUUUUUUCAUUAUUAUAUGUGCUUAAAGUUCAAUCUUUUGUAUAAAUAUUGGAACAUUGACCCAGAAGUUCAAUCAGGAGGGGAUGAACUAUCUAUGUUAUCUUUCUAUUUCUUACCACACAAA
This is a messenger RNA of Beta vulgaris subsp. vulgaris (sugar beet), 2583 nucleotides long. RefSeq names its product polycomb group protein EMBRYONIC FLOWER 2. Bases 250 to 2142 code for a protein of 630 amino acids. NCBI's taxonomy places the organism in Eukaryota, Viridiplantae, Streptophyta, Magnoliopsida, Caryophyllales, Amaranthaceae. The record is from RefSeq and is a predicted model, not a curated record. The transcript is spliced from 23 exons. Gene Ontology annotation, cellular component: nucleus. Gene Ontology annotation, molecular function: chromatin DNA binding.